Molecule: messenger RNA, 809 nt
Organism: Phanerochaete carnosa HHB-10118-sp
Lineage: Eukaryota; Fungi; Basidiomycota; Agaricomycetes; Polyporales; Phanerochaetaceae
Exons: 3
Coding region: 7-642 (211 amino acids)
Biological process (GO): mycotoxin biosynthetic process
Source: RefSeq, a predicted model, not a curated record
GGCUUCAUGCCUGCGUCGUCGACAAGACAAUCUACUGUGGCGGUGCUAGCGCUGCUGGUGCUUUCGGUCGCAGUGAGCAUUGCGAGCAUGAGCCGUCGCACCGAAGUCGUGCGCUCGCCAGAUCUAUUACAACCAGAUGCCGUACAGUAUGGAGCCAUGGACGCAUACUUGCUUGCUCAUUUCCCUGAGGACGUCGGCUGUGCCGAGAUGACCUUCGAGGAAACGAGUCACUACGACGUCAACAGACCCGAGUCGCAUGCAGAAUGGACGAUGUUGUGGCCCGUCUGGUCACAUGCGGGAUUCGUGCGUCUGGGCCCUGAACAGCGCAAGCUGCAAGUCGCCAUGUACCACCAGCUGCACUGUGUGCAUGUCUUCGUAAACGCUCUCUCAGGAACGGGCAACCGGGAGCGCUUUGGGCACAUCAGCCAUUGCUUUGACUAUUUGCGCCGGACGUUCUUAUGCGCGGCGGACACGACGCUCGAGCCGUACGACUUCCUGGAGCGGGAGUUCGACAAGCAUCCGGUAGGGAUCACGCGCCAAUGCAGAGACUGGAGCGUGGUUAUCGGGGCGAUUGAGGACAACUAUUACGCCUGGCGGAACCUCAGCUCGGUAGCGGACGGCGCGGACGAGCCCUUGAGCUAAAGCAUGAUGACCCUUCUCCUAGUAGAAUCCGUGCGGGCUGAUUCACGCACCAAGAUACCCCAAAUAUACGCCCAAAUGCUCAGAUCCAGACGUAAACUUCGGAGGCAUACUAGUAGCGUAUCAGAUAUCGCCGGUCGCAGUAGCACUAUGCCCACGUUAGUAUCAAC